AUGACAUAUGAAGUGGAGCAAUGUCGAAAUCAUUACAGAGUCUGGAAAGCAAAGAUUAAAGCAUUGGGUGACCUACACAAGCAGAGUGGGUUGGGCUGGAAUUCGGUGGAGAAUAGGUUCGAUGCACCCCAACAUGUUUGGGCUAAAUAUAAGAGAAAAGAAGAAAAAUUUUGGAGAGAGCAUAGAAUGCUUCAACUGCAUUUGGAUGUUGUCGUUUGGAUGGGGAAUGAGAUUGCGACGGGGCAUGGUUCUUUUCACCCACUUGAUGCACUUCAUAUUGAUAAUACAGAGCAUUCUGUGUCAGUUGAUGGUUUAAAUAGCAUGGACUUAGAUGUUAAUGAAGACAGUCAAGACCAACCAAAUACUAGUGGAAUUCAAGUGGAAAGUAGUAACCGUAGUGGUCGUAGGCCACGUUUAGAUGCCACAAGUGGUCGAGGGAAGAAAAAAAAAAAAGGGAGAGCGGAUAAGGUAGCUAGUCCUUUAAAGGUAAUAGCUGAAGUGAUCACUGAAAUGGUUAAGAAAUACUCACCAUCUGAUUUUUGUAGCAAAUUGUUUGCUACAAUCAAUGUAAUUCUAGGUAUAGAUUUCAAUAAGAAAGUCGCUGCCAAAAGAUUUUUUUCGGACAACAAGACCUUAGCAAAUAUAUUAAUGGAAGCAAAUGAAGACGAAAGGAUGACAAUAUUGGACAUGUAUUUGCCAGUUUAA
This is a messenger RNA of Telopea speciosissima, 705 nucleotides long. RefSeq lists its product as uncharacterized. The coding region runs from base 1 to 705 and encodes 234 amino acids. The transcript is spliced from 2 exons. NCBI's taxonomy places the organism in Eukaryota, Viridiplantae, Streptophyta, Magnoliopsida, Proteales, Proteaceae. The record is from RefSeq and is a predicted model, not a curated record.